Oryza sativa Japonica Group (Japanese rice) is the source of this 1971-nucleotide messenger RNA. The record is from RefSeq and is a predicted model, not a curated record. Lineage: Eukaryota; Viridiplantae; Streptophyta; Magnoliopsida; Poales; Poaceae.
CUGCAAAACCCCUCCUUUUCCUCCUCCUCGCGACGACGCCUCCCUCGUACGCCGGCGCUCUCGCAGUUGCCGCCGCCGCCGCCGCGAACGCCCACCGCCCGCGCUCUGGUCGGUGGAUCGUGACGUGCUGUGGUGGUCUCUGAUCUGCUCUGGGGGUGGGUGGGCGUCUCGCGGAGUCGCCGUGUUCGUCGAGGGCUCGAUCGGCUCGGGGAGAGCGAGUGAGAAGAGGUGAGGGUUGGGGGGAGGCACAUCCGCGGCGGCGGAGAGAUGGCGGAUUUCCGGACCUCCACGCAUCGGGAGAGGUGGAUCUUCCAGACGAACGAUCUGAUGGAUAGAUGGGGGGCGGCGAACCAGCGGGCCACGGAGACGCUCGUUCAGUAUGGAACGACGCGGUUGAAGGUGGACCCUGUUGAUGGGUCGCUGUCGUACCCGGAACCUGCGCCUGAUCAUGUUGUAGGGAGCUCAGGUGUAAAGCCUCUGUCUUGUGAAGAGGAGCGAUUGAUGCGGGUAUUUUAUGAGCAAAAGAUUCAAGAAGUAUGUUCAGCAUUUAAGUUCCCUCACAAAAUCCAGGCUACCGCAAUAAUAUAUUUCAAGAGAUUUUAUCUGCAAUGGUCUGUAAUGGAACAUCACCCAAAGCAUAUUAUGUUAACUUGUAUUUAUUCUUCUUGCAAAGUGGAAGAAAAUCAUGUUUCUGCUGAGGAACUUGGUAAAGGAAUUCAACAGGACCACCAGAUUAUUCUAAAUAACGAGAUGAUUGUUCUCAAAUCUUUAGAUUUUGAUCUGAUUGUUUAUGCUCCGUAUCGAUCUAUCGAAGGAUUUGUUGAUGACAUGGAGGAUUUCUGCAGAGCAGGUAAUGGUGAGCACCAACGGUUGCAGGAUUUACGUCAAACUGCGAUAUCUCAGGUUGACAAAAUGAUGUUGACUGACGCUCCUCUUCUCUACACUCCUGGACAGGCAUUAUAUUCCAAUUUUUACAGUUGGCUCUGGCUGCUUUGCACAAAUCCAAUGAUAUGCACAAGAUCCUUAAUUUUGAAAGGUACUUGGAAAGUGUUUUUUCAAGGCAACAUUCUGAUUGUCCAAUCGAACAAUUUGUUGGGUCAAUCAAUAUGAUCAAUUAUUUGGUUGAGCAGCUUAAAAUACCUACUCCUAAGGACAUGAGGCAUAUUGACCGCAAGCUUAAGCAUUGUUUGGAUCCAAGCUCACAGGAUGAGCAUAAGAAGAAAGAGAAGAAGUCGAAGCACAAAUCAAAAAGGGCAGCUAAUGAAGCCCAACUUGACAGCUAGAAAACAUACGGUUGGGCUGCACCGUGUAAGAAUCAGUUCUUUAGUUUGUUGUGGCUCCAAUUGAUCAAAAGAGCUACUUUCCUGAGCAGGUGAGGUUCCGUUUUAGCCGAGGACAACCAAUUUUGAGAUGAAGCGAGAUAAUACCCAUGACCUCGCCUUCUUGUAAUCUUGUGUGCCUGGAAGCCCUAGCAAACUCCUCGUUGCAAUGGCUACUGUACUUUUUUUGGGGGGUAAUUUAUCCCUUGUCAAAUGGGAAGAAGCAGCAUACAUCGGAUGAUUGCCUCCAUAUACGAAAAUGACAGCUAACUCAGACUUUUUUCGGUUGCAUUUUUCUGUUUACAAUUCUCACUAUUAUUAACGUAUCUGAUUGACUUGCUACAAAGGGCCUAGGUUCCAAAUUGACAAUUUUGCAAGUUUUCAGCCAUAGCAGAGGGUUUACAGCUCCAAGCUAUAAAGGUUGAAGAAAAGGUAAAUUAAUUCAACAGAGAACAUCAGCUGACGAGCACGAUUGUACAGCUCAUCCUAUGUCUGCAAUUUUUGCUCUCAUCGGUUACUAAACCGAGUAUGAGAGCAUUUGUCAUUUGUUUUGUUCCAUGUGUUUACAGUUGACACAAAUAGAAGUCGUCCUUGCUCAGACAAGGUUGUACGUAAGUGCAAUAUAAUAUAAAGUACUCCAUCCGUCUCAAAA